AUGACGAGGCGAUCAAUCAAUUCCAUCGCGACGUCGUGCAAACGGGAUGGCACUCACUUGGGACUUGUGCCGGAAUCGGACGGAGCAGAUCAAGGAGUCGUCGAUGCUCGGCUAAAUGUAUACGGCGUGUCAAACCUGAAGGUCGCAGAUAUGUCCAUUUCGCCAUUGAACGUUGGCACGAACACGUAUUCGACGGCACUUCUCAUCGGAGAGCGGGCUGCGAUGAUCAUUGCUGAAGACUUGGGUAUCGAUUGUAUGGACCUGACUAGGGCCAGGUUAAAGUGAUUUUUCGUCUGUGACAU
Messenger RNA from Suillus subalutaceus, 302 nucleotides. RefSeq lists its product as uncharacterized. The record is from RefSeq and is a predicted model, not a curated record. NCBI's taxonomy places the organism in Eukaryota, Fungi, Basidiomycota, Agaricomycetes, Boletales, Suillaceae. The transcript has 4 exons. The coding region runs from base 1 to 285 and encodes 94 amino acids. Gene Ontology annotation, molecular function: flavin adenine dinucleotide binding; oxidoreductase activity, acting on CH-OH group of donors.